AUGGCCACACGUCCGCCGCUGUCAUACGCCGACAUGGCGCAUCACGCCUCAUUCGAACACGAACGUCUUACUCUGUCUGACAAAUCGAUUCGACUCUUCCAGGUACAGAGAGGUGGUAAGGACGAGCCUAUAAGCCUUCGAAUGACACAAUUUUCUGCUGCUCGACGACCCAAGUACAAGGCAGUGUCUUACACGUGGGGCAGCGCUCGACAUCCCAAACAAGUCCUGGUCAAUGGAAGGGCGUUCUCUCUGCACCUCAACCUCUGGCACCUGCUAUACCACCUCCGGCUAAGCGAAGAGACGUCUUUUCUGUGGGCUGACGCUCUGUGCAUCAAUCAAUUAAAUUUGAGAGAGCGCAACUUCCACGUUCAGCUGAUGGGCAGAAUCUACCAGGAAGCAGAAUCCGUCAUAGUAUGGCUGGGCUUGCCAUCUGCUGAUCGCACAGAGAUUCGAGCUAUGGACUUCAUCAAGGAAAUAUCAGCCUAUCGGACGAGAUACUCGGAUACCAUGCUCAUUAAUACUUAUCUUAGACCAGACAUCCAACGUCGAUGGGAGACCUUAUGCAGAAUGACUAACCAUUACUAUUGGCAUCGCACUUGGAUCAUACAGGAAUUCCUGUUCGCACCAUCCAUCGAAGUCUUCUCUGGGAAGGAAAAGCUAGACUGGAAAGAAUUUGAAGAUGUGGUUGAGCUGCUGCGAAGUGACCCAAAGUUUGCUACGCAUGCCGUCAUACCUCAGAUCUUGCAAAGCCGAACAACCCGCUUGACGAUGAGACGUAAAGCCGGCAGUAUGUCAAGCCUCCAUGAAUUGCUUCGGGAGUACGCCGAUUCUACAUGUACCGAACGUCGUGACAAGGUUUAUGGAAUUCUAGGCCUAGCUUCAGACUGCUCAGAAGACCCAGACACUGGCGAGACGUUCGGUGUGAAGCCUGACUACGAGAAGCAUAUUGUAAAAGUUUACCUGGACGCUCUCGAAUGCAUCAAGGCAUCACUACCAACCAACAGUGUGCUUCCAGCAGCCACUCUCCUGAUUCUUCGGGCCUUGCAUAUACUAGGUAGUGAUCUGGGAAGCUAUGUUUCUAACCUCGAUCUUUCAGCACAUAUCAGGACUCCUCUUGUCGUGUCGCCAGCAUAUGUGUCUUCAGUCAUCACAGUGUUCAAUUGGACGAGUGUAAGAGACCUUCAACGACAACUGGAGAUGUAUGACUGGGGUGAGCAUAUAGGCUACCAGAUCAAGAAAAUACCAUCCAACACUUUGAUUCCAGGAAACAAGAUCCCUAAAAUGAGGCGACACUCUUCAAAUUCUCGUCAAGUACACUCUGACUUACCUCCCGAUUUCAUCUACAACGUCGUCGAAGCAGCCAACCUGUGCACCGAUCUAUCUUCACUUUACAACUACCCAUGCCACCAUGACCUCAAUAUACCCCUCGAGCAUAUACCACUCCAUUCAGCGGACAAGCGAUUACACCACAACCCCGACCUCCUCAAGCCUCCUGUAAUCCUCGAACAAAGGCCUGGCUCCGAAACACUCCGACUAGGGUUCGCAUGCACGGACGUUCAGCGUGGUGACCUGAUCUUGCAGUUUCGAGGCCUGGACACAACACUCAUAAUACGUCAAAUCGGGUUCCAGACAAUGCUGGUCGGUAAAGCGAUGACGGUUAAGAAUGCAGCUGUUAUACACGAAGAAACUAUCGACCCGAUCUGCGAACAGAAUUCCUGGGCUUCACAUUGUUGGUGUGCGCGUAAUCCCGAGGAGAUCCAGCUUGAGACGGACCCAUUGUCUUUGGCGGAGCUGUUAAUGAAGACGUGA
Lithohypha guttulata is the source of this 1809-nucleotide messenger RNA. RefSeq lists its product as uncharacterized. The transcript has a single exon. The coding region runs from base 1 to 1809 and encodes 602 amino acids. The record is from RefSeq and is a predicted model, not a curated record. Lineage: Eukaryota; Fungi; Ascomycota; Eurotiomycetes; Chaetothyriales; Trichomeriaceae.